AUGGCUUUUGAUUUGAAGCAAGCAAACGAAGAGACGCAAUUUGAAAAUACAGAAGAUACUAGUCUACUCGUCAUCGUCCUGGACACUAACCCAGGUCAAAAAAUCCUGCGUGACAAUCCACAUAUCCUUACACAAUGCGUCGACUCUGUGAUUGCCUUCGCCAAUACUCAUCUAAUGCAAAAAUCGCAGAACAAACUUGCUGUAAUGGCUUGCCAUUCGAAAAUCAGCGAGUUUAUCUAUCCGGGCACCAGCAAGCAGUUGGAUGUGAGGCAGAUUGAUGGUCAGUAUGAGGUGUUCACUCUGGUCGAGAAAACAGUGAAACAAAAUCUUGCAAAAAUCUUAACCACCGAGACACCUUCAACCAUCAUCACUGAAUCGCUGCUUGCUGGUGCUAUUGCAAUGGCAUUGUGUUAUAUUGCUAGGAUACACAGGACCAAGCCACCUGGAUGCAAAAUAAACAGUCGAAUACUGGUUGUAACAGGCAGUGGUGAUUCUGCUUCACAAUACAUGAAUUAUAUGAAUGUAUUCUUCACUGCGCAGAAACAGAAUGUUGUGAUUGAUGUGUGUGCACUCGAUCAACAUUUGAGUCUUUUGCAGCAGGGUUGUGAUAUUACAGGUGGAUUAUACUUGAAAGUUCCUCAGAUUCAAGGGCUUUUACAGUAUUUAUUGUGGGUUUUUCUGCCUGAGCCGCCUAUACGUCAGAAAUUAGUUUUGCCUCCGCCUGUGAAGGUGGAUUAUCGCGCAGCUUGUUUCUGUCAUCGAGAAUUGAUUGAUAUUGGGUUUGUUUGUUCAGUUUGCUUGUCAAUUUUCUGUAAGUUUAGUCCAAUUUGCACAACAUGCCAUACUGUUUUCAAGAUUCCUGGACCUCUCGCCAGCAAAACAAAGAAGAAGAAGGUGAAAUUAUAAUAUGUAAUGUUAGUUUAAAUUGCGUUUAUCAAAUCUUCUGCAUUAGCUGCAGAAUCCUCCCAAUCAAUAUAAAUAUGUACUUUUGUGCUGCCCCCAGUUACAACAGCGAAUUCUGUCGCGGCAUAGUUUAAGAAACCUACCCCAUAAACAGGUCCAUCUUCAUUGAAUAUUGUUUGCAUUGGUGUUACCUACAUAAACACAAAACAAACAUAAAAAUUCAAACAAUAA
Messenger RNA from Dalotia coriaria, 1134 nucleotides. It is a transcript of the gene Tfb4, whose product is annotated as transcription factor B4. The record is from RefSeq and is a predicted model, not a curated record. Gene Ontology annotation, biological process: regulation of DNA-templated transcription; nucleotide-excision repair. Lineage: Eukaryota; Metazoa; Arthropoda; Insecta; Coleoptera; Staphylinidae. The transcript has 4 exons. Bases 1 to 906 code for a protein of 301 amino acids. Gene Ontology annotation, cellular component: transcription factor TFIIH core complex; transcription factor TFIIH holo complex.